UCGUCAUUAGCCGCAUCAAUGGAGAGUUAGGGUUGUCGCCGUAUAAAUUUCGGGAUGGCGAGGGAGAGGUUCCGCCGCCGACACCAAACUCGAAUCCGUACGAAUCGACGACAUCUACCGAAAAUGCCUAAACAAAUACAUGAGAUCAAAGACUUCCUUCUCACAGCGAGAAGAAAGGAUGCUCGUUCCAUCAAGAUCAAGAGGAGCAAAGAUGUUGUUAAGUUCAAAGUCCGAUGUUCGAAAUACCUCUACACGCUCUGCGUCUUCGACUCUGAAAAGGCUGAUAAGUUGAAGCAAUCACUUCCUCCAGGUCUCAGUGUCCAAGAUCUGUGAGGAUUGGAGGAGAUAGCUCUUUAGACUGGGUUCUUUGUAGUGAAAUCUUUAAAAUGCUCUGGUUGUUGGAGGUGAUUACCUAUUUUAAAACAAUGUGAGGAACUUGUGUUAUGCAGAGAAGUUUUGUUAAUUGUUGCUUUGGUGUUGCUAGGCCUUUGUUUCCCCAACUUAUCCAUGUCAAUUUACCUGUCUCCAGUCUCAUGUUCUAUGAUCUUGCCGGGCAAGUUUGGUGAUAGUUUGCUUAUUCCAAUUUCUCUCUCACUCCAGUUAAAAGCUUUGUAUUUUUUUUGCUACCAUCACAUCUGUGAUUGUACAAGUGUAUCUCCCAAGUUCAACGCCAAAAUAUGUAGUAUCUUAACUCUGUAUCUUA
Molecule: messenger RNA, 703 nt
Organism: Phoenix dactylifera (date palm)
Lineage: Eukaryota; Viridiplantae; Streptophyta; Magnoliopsida; Arecales; Arecaceae
Product: large ribosomal subunit protein eL38z/eL38y
Biological process (GO): translation; protein-RNA complex assembly
Cellular component (GO): ribosome; cytosolic large ribosomal subunit
Molecular function (GO): structural constituent of ribosome
Source: RefSeq, a predicted model, not a curated record